AUGGAAUCUGUGCGCCAGUCAGUGCGCCCAAAGCAUCAGGUGCUGAUUCUGAAGUGCUUUCCUCGCUAUCAGAAAGGAGUGCUCGAGGUAAAGCCGAAUCCGAGUGAACUCUCCUAUCUCCUAUACUACGCCAGUACGCGUCGCAGCAAACUGCAGAAGGUGGGCGCUUUUCUGGAGAAGAAAACUGCGCGGGAUGUUUCAAGGGGCAGAAUAGGGAAUGUCCAGGUCGUCCUCCAAAUCCUCACGGCGCUUAUCGAGAAGCUGCCCCGUGAGCUACCCCUCUACGGACACUCAAUCUUAAAUAUUCUCGAAACGGUUCUUCGCUCCAAUGAUAUCGCCAUGGUGGAAGACACUCUUCAGACGUUUGAGACCUUUUGCAGUAACCAAGACCUCGCAAUCCUAGCUGCUGAGCAACGAUAUGCUACACAAUAUGAGCGCAUAGUUCGAAGCUAUGCGGAAUUUGCCUCUUCCGAGUCGAGCAUCCCGUCUAUAUCAGCCGCGACUACUCUGCCCACCAGGUUACGCUGGAAGAACAUAGGAUUAAAGGCUAUGAGGAGUAUUGUGAGCUCUGAGGCUCUCAGCGCCGAUGGCGGAAAACCAGUCACUUUUAUUGUGCCGGUCAUUUUGGAAAAUGUAUACGACGGCGGUGAGGAUCUCCUCCUUCUGCAACAGACGUCACAGACUACCGAGAAGACGACGCCUGAGCAGGGCAGACGUCGUCGCGCAAGUACAGUAACUGUGCGGACUGUCGAUACCGCCGAGGGAAACGUGGCGGAAGCAUCCGGCACCACAGCAGAUGCCGACAAGGUAGCAGAACUAGAAGUCCGACUGCUUGCGUUGAAAUGUCUCGAGCGCAUUUUUGUUGUCAGCAGCAAUCGAUCACAGAUACGUACAGCUGCAGGGCUUGUACUACAGUUCAUUGUGAGCAAACGUGGAAGUCCACAAUCCGAGAAAGCGCUCCAAGAUUAUGGAAAAUGGGCCAAUUCAUUGAUGGAUCUCAUUACGAAAUGGUGCCCAGUUCAAGAUCGUUUCAUCAUUCUAUUCACUGCAGUCGAGAUCUUGCGGGGAAUAUCGUCAGAUCGGCGACCAAUUGGCCAACAGAUAGUCAUGGCAUCGUUGAUUGACUCGCUGUUGAAGUCGCCUGUAAACAUGAUUGGAUUAAGUGUUAUCGAUGUUUUAGUCGGCUUCGUUCAACACAUACUGCGUAUACUCCAAGCUCCGUCUUCACAGUCAAAUUUGCCGACCCCGACUGGUUCUACUACAGAUGGAGCGCUUCAACCGAAUCCUAUACUCACGGGUGAACAUGCAGAACUAGUAUCUUUAUUGAAACAGUGCAUUGCUGAUCUGGCCACGCACAAUUACUAUGCCGACCAGAUUUCUGACAUGAUUCGAACCCUUUUAAAGCGAAUUCGUCCUUCGGGUCCCCUGGAUGUUGCAGCAAGCACGAAGACACCUUCUGAUCCCAAUGCAUCUGCAUAUCAUAUUCCUAGCUUGGCUGGCGAGGGUCAUGUUGAGAAUUAUUUCUAUUCAUCAGCUUCGCGCAUUGUCGCCCUUGAAGCAGUCAAGGAUAUUCUUGAGGUUGCCAAUCAGGGCAAAACCACAACAGGUCUGAGCAUUGAACCACGAAAUAAAGUCGGCAUACAGGUAUGGGAGGCAACACACUGGCUUUUACGUGACUCUGAGCGCGACGUACGUAUUACAUAUGCCAAUGCCUUCAUUUCCUGGCUUGAGCUUGAAACUACGAAAAGCGACCUCCAGGUCCCAGACUUGCCUAGCAGCCGACCAUCCCGGGUCCAAUCUAAGCGAGAAUACGAUGCGCCUAGACGAACUGCAUCUUUGAUGCCCACUGACAAAGUGCAGAACCAGGUCUCGUCCGCUUUUCUGCAACUUUUACAUCUAGCUUUAUACGAGACUACUUUCGAAUAUGCGGAAACCAAAGAGGAUAUCCUUGUUGUGUAUGCAUUACUCGUCACGCUCGUCGAACACCUUGGCGUCAACGCUGUGCGGUUUGGGCUCCCUAUGGUUUUAAAACUGCAAAGUGACUUUUUCGGUUCAACGGUUUCUCAGGUAAACAUUGGAAGUCUUGUCUAUGGCUACUUGAACGCACUAGUUGGAAAGUUUGGCUUUGAGGCCUCCAGAGUUGGUAAUGAGAUUCAGAGUGAAAUUUCUAGGCGAAAAAGUCAUGGGGUAUGGCUUGAAAUGGUUCUACUUCCACCUGUUUCGCCGGGUCAAAUACCAUCUCCCGCCUACGACAACCUUCCUAGGCCAGCUCCUCAGGAGCCUCUUCGGUCUUUUACUUCUGUAGAGGAGCUUGUUCAACACAUCGAAGUUGGUUACGUAACCUCACUAAUGGCGGCGCUCCAGAAUGUUCCUGGCUCUCCAGGUAAGCAAACUGCUUCUUCUCAAAGUCCUGGGCAUGGAUAUUUCGAAGCAAGUCAGAAUCCCCCGACCCUACCUGCAGAUGUAAAGGACGAUAUGCUCUCGAUCUGGUCGAAAGAGGCUUGCGUAGCGGUUUUAGAAAAGGAAAAGACGAGGGCAUCUUCUGUGGCUGGAUCAAAAAACGGCAACUCUAUCAGGCGAAGCCAUGGCAGUCAUCUUAACGGAUACGGAUCUCAAACUCCUAAUGACACAGGAUCAACCUCCAGUCAAUAUGGUUAUAAUAAUACGGCUGCUUUGGGUGCAGGUCCCGGCAGUUCGUCCAGUUCUCGAGCUUACCGCCGACCAUCCAACCGAGCGGAGGGUUCUCCUGGUGUGUCGAGUAGAGACUCUACAAUCCGUGUCAAUGACUUGAAAAGAAUGUUGACCGUAGCGGGAAACUCCAACGUCCGUCGAUCCAGUCCGCUACGAGGCCGUCUAGAUGCCACAAGUAAUAGCAGCAUCCUAAGCUCAAGCAGCGAGAGCUUUGUGAGCGGGACAUUUUCGGCAUCUGACUUUGAUGCAGGAAGCAGGCCGCAAUCUAUUCGAGAAGGGUCUGAGACGCCCAAAGCUUCGUCUUCUUCCUCCAGUCAGAUAGGCGGUAGUGGCUCAUCUGAGUACAACCAUGAUGUUAUCCCGCCAGUGCCUCCUCUUCCUUUGGGGCUUGUAAUACCUGGUGACUACCCUGAUAGCAGCUCAUCAAAUAUAUCCCGACAGAACUCAACACGUUCUGAUGAUGGCCGUUCAUCUGGCUCACCCAGUCAGCUGAAGUCUGGCGGUCGAUCAACGGCAGCACAACUAGGUCAAUCCUUGAGUGGAAAAAGGACACGAUCGAUCAAUAGUCUUCACAAGGCAACUGGCCUCAGGCAGCAACAACAGCAGGCUUCCCAUGCAUCGUCACCUACUACUACUGGUUCUGAUGACAUCAGGCGCGACAUUGAGAAACUCCUCGACGGCGUUCUGUCGCCCGAUAAUAACAGCAACACCCUGAAGUCUAUUGAUCCAAGUCAGGGCAUUACGCCAAGGCGAAAAACUAGUGGCAUUGGGCGUCCUCCAUAUUAG
Molecule: messenger RNA, 3477 nt
Organism: Talaromyces atroroseus
Lineage: Eukaryota; Fungi; Ascomycota; Eurotiomycetes; Eurotiales; Trichocomaceae
Exons: 2
Coding region: 1-3477 (1158 amino acids)
Biological process (GO): protein localization to plasma membrane
Cellular component (GO): plasma membrane
Source: RefSeq, a predicted model, not a curated record